Molecule: messenger RNA, 1500 nt
Organism: Plasmopara halstedii
Lineage: Eukaryota; Oomycota; Peronosporomycetes; Peronosporales; Peronosporaceae
Exons: 2
Coding region: 1-1500 (499 amino acids)
Source: RefSeq, a predicted model, not a curated record
AUGAGUUCUGGAUUCUCAUAUCCACAGCCAAUAUUUAUAUCACCAAUCUACAACCCUUCAUUCUAUCUGACGUUAGACAGCAAUGGAUAUCUAACAUAUCAAUAUGCUCAAUCGUUAUACUUCAGUAAGAAUGAUUAUCGUUUGACGUAUAUCACAGGGAUUACUCCGGGAACGGCGGUUAGCGGUAGAGCCUUAGUACUUGACGAUACCGGCUCAAUUGCUACUAUUAGCUCUCUAACUGCUACUAAUAUCACGGGUACUCUGCUAACUGCAUCACAGCCUAAUAUCACUUCGAUUGGAGCUCUAACAUCGCUCACCGCUACCAACAUUACAGGUACUUUGCUAACUGCAUCACAGCCUAAUAUCACUUCGCUUGGAACUCUAACAUCGCUCACCGCUACCAACAUUACAGGGACUCUACAGACUGCUGCUCAAACUAAUAUUACAUCUCUCGGUACAUUAACCGGGUUAGUGAUUUCAGGUAAUCUCAGUUUCCCAGGGGCUUCGAGAACGAUAACGGGACUAAAUUCACUUACCUCGACCAAUAUCAACGGCACAAUAAUAACUGCGGCUCAGGCCAAUAUCACCUCUAUUGGGACUUUAAGCAGUCUGACAUUGGAUAUGGCAGGAGUCGGACUAAAUAUACCUUCACUCCGAUUCAAUGGAAUCAAUUUCAAUUCAAACUAUUACCUGAACAUCACCCUUGGUUCAGCUACUGCAUCACAAGCAUUAGUACUUAAUGCAUCUAAAGGCAUAACCGGUCUCGGAUAUGUAAGCGGUGAUACGUUAAAUGCCACAACCCUUGUAUCAGGGACGUCUGGAGAUUUCGGAUCACUAUCAAUAAAUUCAAUAUCAGUAAUCUCUUCAAGUAGGACUAUUCAAAAUAUUGGAACGAUAACAACGUCUGAUACGAUAAAAUGCUCGAGGGCUUCAUCUGCUCAGACGUUCAACUCAACAAACGGGACAUCUACUAUGGCCUUGUAUCACUUCGUCAAUGGGGACGGAUAUUUUGGAUCGACUUCAUCUAAUGAUUUCGUUUUGCAGACAAAUAACGUCGCUCGGAUGAGGAUCAACGGAUCGACCGGAGCGAUAUCGGGAAUUACCAAUCUUACCGCUUCUGGUACUAUUACAGCCAAUUCACUUGCUGGCUUCUUAACGUACGGCAAUCAAACAGCUAUUACAACAGUAGGACCUUUAACAGAGUUUGGUAUCAAUACCACGGCAACAACGGAAUAUUUUGCGAUUAAAGGAAGUGGAUCAGCAUACCUCGAUGGAACAUACACUCGAAUGUGUCGUUUUCUGGGCUCUAACGCAACUCCAGUUGAAUUUCAAAUAGAGGUCAAUAACGGAUCCUACGAUGACAUUAAAGAGUUCUGGACUCCUGGGGAUAGGAACAACAACUCCCCUUGCCGGCAUUCACUGCACGAACCAAUCUACUUUCACUUGGGGAGCCGGCGGCUUCACUGUAUAUCGCCUCCGGACGGACUCUGGUGUGACUGA